Molecule: messenger RNA, 1043 nt
Organism: Bradysia coprophila
Lineage: Eukaryota; Metazoa; Arthropoda; Insecta; Diptera; Sciaridae
Gene: Osi18
Product: DUF1676 domain-containing protein Osi18
Cellular component (GO): membrane
Source: RefSeq, a predicted model, not a curated record
UCAUCCGUCACAAAUUACAAUUGAUUGUCGAACCGUUAACAUCGCAAUCGCACUAGCAUUGUUCAGCUACUUACGAACUAAACAGUGAUAAAGUGAUAAGAAGACAUCGAAAAUGAAGUAUUUCGUUGUUUCGGUCUUGAUUUGUGUUACAAUCGUGGGUGGUUGUCGAGCGAAUGUCCUUGCAACGGAUGUGAUGACCGACAUAUAUAAUACGUGUUUGAGUAAAUUUUCUGUGACCUGUGUGAAACCAAAAUCGUUAGCGUGGUUAAGUGAGGCUGUGAAAAGUGACGACAUUAGGGUAACGGAAAAUUUGAGUAUUGUGCGAAACGGCAAUCCCAGUGUUAAUGUGCAACAACAACCGCGACAUGGUAAUGCUCAGAUUGCCAUUUUAGAAGAAGUUGAAAACUUUUUGGCUACACAUUCGGUCAGAGUGAACGCACCCAGUUUCAUUACUGAUGGUUCAGUAAGGUCAUUCUUACCCGAUACCAUUGAAACAAAUGAUUUGUCUCAGACUAUCGAAAUGCCAUUGUCUGACGGUCAAGGGGAAGGUCGUGGAUUCGUUAAGAAGGUUAUGAUUCCAUUCUUACUCGGAUUAAAAUUCAAGACGACGGUUCUAGUUCCACUUGCAUUCGCUCUAAUCGCUUUGAAAACAUGGAAAGCACUUACUCUCGGACUUUUAUCGAUGGUCCUUUCAGCUGCAAUGCUAAUCUUCAAGUUUGCUAAGCCAAAGGUAAUCAACUACGAAGUUGUUCACUAUCCACCACAUCACGUUGAACAUCACAUCGAUCAUCACUUGGACCAUCACUUGGACCAUCAUUUGGACCAUGUUCAUCCACCACAUAUUGAACACCCACCACCCGGCUGGGAACCACAUGGUUGGGCCCGUCAAGCUGAUGCACAAAAUUUAGCAUUUGCUGGUCAAUUGUAAUAUUUGUAACGACCUAUCUGACCUUUUACUAUGCAACGUUGUAAUUUAUUUAAUUUAUUUGUUCGCUCGAUUUGUAAGAAAUGAUCGAAAUAAAAUGUUUAUCAAUUUUUGAGUU